AUGGUGGACGAGCUGAUUGUUGAAUGUGUGUACAAAGAGGACGGCUGCGACUACAAAGGCGAACGACAACUCCUACCUGCACACCUGAAGGAGAAGUGUAUGUUCUCGGAGGAUGCAGAGUUCAGAAGGAAGGCAAAGGGAAAGGAAAAAGAGCACAGUGACGAUCGGAUCAUAGGGUCAAGUUUCGCAAGAGAUGAUGAGCCAAAGGAUUCUGACUCGGAACGAUCCGAAACGUCGACCUCUUCAAAUGCAAAUCCCGAUACUCCGUCCUCGACACCGGAUACUUCACUCGGGGAUGGCUCCAAAGAAUCACCCAAGUCGCCAACUACUGCACGCCUCAACAAAUUAACUGAACAGAAUAUCCUUCUCCGACAUCGAGUAGAUUCUCUCGAGAAUGCUAUGCAAUUUAUCAGGAAGGAAAUACAGGCCGUUAAGAUAAUCUUGGAGCCUUGGAUACGAUUUGUCGAGAACAACCCCCGACCAGCAACAGCAGCGACCUUCGGCGUGAGCGAACCAUUCGCACCACUGCCAUCUGCAUCGACUGCCCCUCCUCGGUCAUCACCAGAUUCUAUCCCCCCGGAGGCAUCCUAUAGGCCACCACCCAUGAAUUCACGCACCAAUAGCACGGCCAACGCGGACGACCUUGCAUCAUACUUCCCCACAGAAGACGAAGUCCGUGUUCGACCUUCUGCCCCUGUUCCCCCACCCCAGGUCCACCAACAGCCGCACCACCAACAACAACCAGACCAGCCCUCUAUUCCACACCGACCGGGCCAUGCCCAUCACAACAGUCUGCCGAUAUCACCAAGUCUCGAAACGCCCUCGCACCCCCCACUCAAUGUGGGCUACGCCUCAAGCGUCGGGAACUUCACUUUGAACCUUCACGGGAGCACCAAUAUGUAUCUGCCACCGUUCCUCCCCUCCAAUAUUACUGCUCCUUCUCUCCCUUCUGCUUCUGCUCCCGUCCAAACCCCCGCUGGUCCCCCGCCGCAAUCUGCGAGCCAACCGCAACCUUCGCAAUCCACCCCACUGACUUCCGUGCCCAACUUGCAGAUUAACACUCCGCUGCUCCUGCAAACCCUGCAGAGCAUGCAAUCGACCUCGCAGACGAUAGCUUCUGCGUUAGAAGAAGUGAAUCGCAAGAGCGAGCUGGCUCUCUCGCUAAUAGGGGCCGGGGCAGGAGCGAACAUGACGGGUGGCGGAGUCGUCGGUGAAGUUCUACGGCUCGGCGAGGAAAUCAUGGGUGUCCGAGCGAGCGUCCAAGGGCUGCGGAUGCAGGUACAUGGAAUGAUGAUGGGUGCUGUAGGCGUUGGUGCCCCUGCUAAUAAUGUCGGCGCUGGGUUUAUGGGAAGACCUGCUGGUGUAUCUGUUUCCCCUCCGAGUGGAGGGGGAGCGGGUGUGUUGGGUGAGGAGGAUCCCUCGGGUAUGAGGACCCAGCCGAUGCAGAUGCCUCCGGGAAUGCCGCAGGGUUUGCGUUUUGGUUUCCCUGGGCCGUUGGGAAUAACGAAACUGUAG
Messenger RNA from Coprinopsis cinerea okayama7#130, 1515 nucleotides. RefSeq lists its product as hypothetical. The record is from RefSeq and is a predicted model, not a curated record. The transcript is spliced from 2 exons. The coding region runs from base 1 to 1515 and encodes 504 amino acids. NCBI's taxonomy places the organism in Eukaryota, Fungi, Basidiomycota, Agaricomycetes, Agaricales, Psathyrellaceae.